This is a messenger RNA of Tauraco erythrolophus (red-crested turaco), 231 nucleotides long. RefSeq names its product protein C19orf12-like. The record is from RefSeq and is a predicted model, not a curated record. NCBI's taxonomy places the organism in Eukaryota, Metazoa, Chordata, Aves, Musophagiformes, Musophagidae.
AUGCCCAUCAAUGUUGACGAUGUCAUGAAACUGUUCUGCCACCUCUCUCAGGAGAAGGGGAUGAAAGCUGCUGUCAAACACUCUGGUCGAGGAGCACUGCUAGCAGGUGCAACAGCAUUUAUUGGAGGUCUGGUGGGAGGUCCACCUGGAAUUGCUGUAGGAGGAGCAUUCGGUGGAUUGCUUGGUGCCUGGAUGACUACUGGGCAGUUCAGGCCAGUCCCUCAGAUUUUG